UCCCACCACGUCUACUCCGUGUGUUUCUCUGCACAGGCCCGGUGCACCCAGGACGCGAUCUUCCCAGAUGUCCUUCACUGCGACGCCGGGACACCACGGACCCUGGGUGCAUCCACAGCGGAGGACGCGAGCCGGGUCCCGGGCGACGACUUCUCCCCCUCCUGCCUUCGACAUCUCCAUCCGGAACCGCUUCGCUCCCCUCCGCGAGACAGGACGCGACGCUGUGAUCAUCGGAGACUCCAUCGUCCGACACGUAAUUGCUACGUUAGCCGAAGGUAAAGUGCACACUCAUUGUUUGCCUGGUGCUCGUGUUCUCGAUGUUUCUGCGCAGAUACCCGCGAUCCUGAAGGCCGACGAGAGCCCCAGAGCGGUCGUGCUUCACGCCGGGGUUAACGACACCACGCUACGGCAGACGGAGACGCUGAAGAGGGACUUCAGCAGCCUGAUCGAGACGGUUCGCAGCACGACGCCCACAGCGACGAUCGUCGUGUCAGGACCACUGCCCACGUAUCGACGAGGACAAGAAAGGUUCAGUAGACUUUUUGCUUUAAAUGAAUGGUUGUUGUCAUGGUGUAAAGAACAGAAACUGCUAUUUGUUAAUAACUGGAAUCUUUUCUGGGAGCGUCCUAGGCUGUUUCGCGCUGAUGGAUUACACCCAAGCCAGAAUCGGAGCGGAGCUGCUCUCUGACAACAUCUCCAGGACACUUCACUCCAUGUGACUAGUAAGACAAUUCUCUAAUAACUAUUAUGAUGAGUUUUGUUCCACCCGCUUAAAUGAUAAAAGUACUU
Carassius carassius (crucian carp) is the source of this 789-nucleotide messenger RNA. RefSeq lists its product as uncharacterized. Bases 68 to 688 code for a protein of 206 amino acids. The transcript is spliced from 2 exons. The record is from RefSeq and is a predicted model, not a curated record. NCBI's taxonomy places the organism in Eukaryota, Metazoa, Chordata, Actinopteri, Cypriniformes, Cyprinidae.